Messenger RNA from Mixia osmundae IAM 14324, 2976 nucleotides. RefSeq lists its product as uncharacterized. NCBI's taxonomy places the organism in Eukaryota, Fungi, Basidiomycota, Mixiomycetes, Mixiales, Mixiaceae. The transcript is spliced from 5 exons. Gene Ontology annotation, cellular component: eukaryotic translation initiation factor 2B complex. The record is from RefSeq and is a predicted model, not a curated record. Bases 1 to 2976 code for a protein of 991 amino acids. Gene Ontology annotation, biological process: proteolysis. Gene Ontology annotation, molecular function: guanyl-nucleotide exchange factor activity; translation initiation factor binding; translation initiation factor activity.
AUGGGUAAGCGAGCAUCUGAGGGCAAGGCAAGUGGCAAGGCCAAGACGCCGACUCAGCCAUCCGGCAAAGCAGCUGCUGCCCUGAAGGCGAAAGCAGCACAAGAAGACACGCAACAGCGAGAAGUGCUGCAAGCUUUGGUGGUUGCAGAGCUCUUUCCGAGCGCAGGCAGGGAGCAUGCAUGGGGGCCCAUCAUCUCUCAGGCUCAAGAAGACGACUUUGGAUCCGAUGGUGAGACUGAGCAGGCCAUUGCGUCGACGAGCCAGGGAGAGAGACCGUUUUGCUUGUUGCCGUUCCUCAAUCGACCUCUGCUGGCUUGGUCACUCGAGUCACUCUCCUCGUCUGGCUUCGAGAAAGCCACUGUCCUCGUCAACAGUGAGCACCAUGAUGCUGUUCUUGCCUGGCUCAGGACGACGAGCUACUACGAAAGAUCAACCAGCCAGGCUCAAGACGAGUCAGACGAUGCGGAUCUGACGACUACCUUUGCAGGCGAGGCAGGCGGCAUGGUCGUCAUCCUACAGAAGACACAGAACGCUACAACGCUCGGCGAACUCAUGCGCGAGGUAGACGGCGCAGUCACGCUCGAGUCUGACUUUCUGCUUCUCAAUGUCGGCUACAUUGGCAAUAUCCACCUUGGACACGUACUGCAAGAGUUCAGCAAGAAGCGUCGAAGCAAUCCUUCGCUCGUCAUGGAGUCUGUUGUCUCUGAUGCCUGUUUGACCCGACCGAAAGACGCGACCCUCUAUGCGGUAUCCGAUCAAGGCCUCGUACUCCACUAUGACUCACAGCCACUGUACCCCAUCAACCGCCGUCUGCAGUUUCCGGCGCAUCUCAUGUCUGCAGAUCCAGCAGGUAUUGAUUUGCGAAUCCGUACCGACCUCGAGUGGACCGGUAUCGAGCUCUGUACUGCCGAAGUACCACCGCUCUACACAGAAAACUUUGAUUACGCUACUCGGGCAGAUUUCAUCAACGGUAUCAUCACCUCUGACAUACUCGGCAAGCAGAUCGGUUGCCUCGUCGUUGACGAUGCCUCACAGGCUCCAAUGAACGAUCCGGCUCCGAUACUGCAUGCUGGUCAGGCGCGUAUAAGGCAGAGCGCGAUCAGAAUAGAAGACACUCACUCGUAUGAUGUUGCGUCCCGCGCAAUGCUGGCACGCUGCUUCUAUCCCUCAUGUCCAGAUGAAAUCUAUCCGCUCCAGAGACUGUCAGAGGCUGGCGAUCGAUACGAAGAGCAGUACGAGCUAAGGCGGAGUAACGUAUAUCUCUCCCGCGAAGGCCAUCAACUCGCUCGGACGGCCCAGAUCGGCCCGAUCGCGCUCAUUGGACCGGAGUGUCUCCUCGAAUCCUCCUCGAUCGUCUCACAGUCUGUCUUGGGCAGACGAUGUCGCAUCGGCGCCGAGUCUUCCGUACAAGGCUCUUAUCUUUUCGAUGGAUGCCAGAUAGCAGAGGGCUGCGUCAUCCGAGACAGCAUACUCGGCGUUGGCUGUGUCGUCCUGGCAGGCAGCAUCAUCGAGCACGGCAGUUUGAUAGGCCCAGGUUCGGUCAUUGGUCGCAAAGCCCGCUUAACAGGUCAUCGCAUCGCGGCGCAGAGAUGGGCAGAAUUCGAUCUUAAUCCAACCUCUGAUGAUAUCGACUUGUUGGGUAAGGGCGCCACGGCUUUCAUCUGGCCCAGCGAGGAAGUCAUCCAACAGGUAUCAGCAGAGGAGGAGGAGGACGAGGAUCUUCUCGAUGUGCGCAACUUGCGGAUAUCGAAGCUAGGCGUGCAAGACAUCGAUGAUCUGGACUGCGACUCAUCUGCAUCGAGCCUGUCUCGCUCAUCAUCGAGCGAUUCGUUAGACGCCCUGUCAGUCACCUCCAAUGCAGCAGACGGACCACGUAUCGGUAACAUUGCCUCGCUCGACCCAACGGCAGCAGCUCAGAGCGCUUUCGCCUCUGAAUGCACGCAAACAUUACAACGAGCGUACGCUGAGAAUCUCAAACCGAGUGAUACUGCUCUCGAACUCACCACGCUCCGCAUGGCCUCCAAUGUGACCCUUGGACGAGUCAGACAGGUGGCCGUGCCAUUCAUCUGCUCACAGAGCACGCCGCCUGCUUCUGUCAGUACAUCAGCAGCCAUUCGCCAACAUCUGACGCUCUACUUCGAUCGGUGGAGCCAAGUCGUCACGAGCAUUACCGGUCCACAGACAGAAGAACAAGUCGAUACGCUCCUGCUGCUCCAAAAGUUCUGCAUUGAAAGUGUGCAGCAUGCACGCUACUUCUCUGUGCUUUUGCAGAUCUUCUAUGACGAUGACAUCGUCACAGAGGCUGCGAUUGGUCGAUGGACAGAAGGCGCUCGCUUUGCUUCCGUUGGUGGUGAAGCAGGCGAUAGGACUCGUCAGAUCGGACAGGCUUACGCCGCUGCACUCGCCGAGGCAGAAGAAGAGACGGACAGUAAACAGGUGACCGACGCGCGACGCUCCUCAACUCGACUGAGAACGGCUUUGGCGCGAUGGGCGUCCGGAGGUGGUAUCAGCGACAUAUUUCACCGUCCGUCCCAUCAAGCAAGUGAGGUCGCAGCGUACCUAUCCGGCCCUGGCGUGCAAGUUCCGUCCUCGAUUCGAUUCAACCACACCAACCUUGGGUAUCCCGAUGUAUCUGGUCAGGGCACUGGCAGUGCGACUUGGGCGCUCGGCGGGGCCUACACGUUCGCAGGUGGUACGAGCUCUGCAGUGCCAACUCUAGCGGGACUGAUUGCGCUUCUCAACGACGCGCUGGAGGCCGAAGGUCGGCCGUCAAUGGGCUUUUUAAAUCCUUGGCAGUAUCAUCAUGCGAAUGUCUGUAGAGACAUGAAGGUCGGAAAGAGCUACGGCUGCGGCAAAGACGGCAAUGCCGCUUCCCUUGACGCGGUACCUGGCUUCGAUCUGGCAAGCGGUCUGGGCACGGUUGACUUUCCAGCUUUGCUCGCCGAAGGUCUCAAGACUGGCCCACGCAAAGCGUAG